Messenger RNA from Toxoplasma gondii ME49, 2508 nucleotides. RefSeq lists its product as hypothetical. The record is from RefSeq and is a predicted model, not a curated record. Lineage: Eukaryota; Apicomplexa; Conoidasida; Eucoccidiorida; Sarcocystidae. Bases 561 to 1868 code for a protein of 435 amino acids. The transcript is spliced from 4 exons.
CUGAAAAAACGAGAGAGAGACAUCUUCUUUUUUCUGCUGACUUUCUGGGACUCCAGAGCAGCGCCUGAGUCUGCUCUCCGGGAGCUUCUGUAUCCGCCUCCCAUCCCCCUUCUGGCCGGCCUGUCAGCUUUCGCGACGGAGGUCGCUGAUCUCUCUGAAAACAGUCCAGGUGCUGCGGAUUUCUUUCUGAUUUCUUCGGCGCAGUCCUCAACUGUGCCAGAAGGCGAAGGGAGGCCGAGGGCUGUGCUCGCGAAGAAGGAGAGGAGAGGCGCAUGCACUCGGACUCGCCAGUAGACGUCGAGCAGACGAUCGCUUUCGGAGGCGUUGCACAAAAUGCGGUGUGGUUUAUGGAGGACAAGGGCCAUUGCAGUUGAGAACCGAACUUGGACGAUGAUGCUGGACGUAUGCGUUUCCUCGACUCGCGCAUUUGGAGGAAUCGCGUAAAGACGAAGAAGAUGGAGUGCGAGGUGUGACGGUGGCUCUCUAGGCGCCUCUGCGGUGUGUAGGUACAGGAAGAGAGGAGGCGAAGUAUCCGAGCGGAGUCGUUGCAAAGACUGCAGAUGGCGGCUUGGCCGAGUUCUUCGUUCAUCUCCUCUUCGUGGGGAGGGGGGGCAGGAACAGGCGGAGCAGUUUCCUUCGCAUCUCUCGCCGCUUCGUCGUCUUUCCCCGGGGGCACUGCUCCGGGAGGCAAUCCUGUAGGUCUGGGAGGGAUGAAUCCUUUUUCUCCAGGUCAAGCGGCCUUCGGCUCUGGCGCAGGUUCGUCAAAUACGCUCUCCACCACGCAGCCGAACGCGUUCUCUGGACAGUCGUCUUCCGUUCUGGGCGCCUCUCUUACCGCAAGCACUUCCCCUUUCGGAGCUUCGUCUUCUUCUCUCUUCAGCUCUGCUUCUUCUUCUUUCGGAGCGUCCACCCUCUUCGGCUCUGCUUCUUCCUCUUCUUCGUCUUCUCCCUUCGGCUCUUCUACUCUCUUCGGGACUUCCUCUUCCUCUCCCUUCGGUGUCUCUUCUUCUUCCUCUACUUCUUCUCUAUUUGGUGCUCCUUCUCCUUCCUCUUCCUCUCCCUUCGGUGUCUCUUCUUCCUCCUCUACUUCUUCUCUAUUUGGAGCUCCUUCUUCUUCCUCUUCCUCUCCCUUCGGCGUCUCUUCUUCCUCCUCUACUUCUUCUCUAUUUGGAGCUCCUUCUUCUUCCUCUUCCUCUCCCUUCGGCGUCUCUUCUUCUUCUCUCUUCGGCUCUUCUUCUUCUCCCUUUGGAACCGCUGGGGGCACAGCGCCAGCCGCUGCUCUCGAGGGAGGUCAGGGCGCAAAGUCCGAAGGAACAAAAUUCAUCGAUGCGUGGAAGAACCUCGAGGCAGCAGCCAAGGGAGGUAUCUGGCCUUUCUCCAGCUUCGGCGUCGCGGAGGCCGAGUGCCUCUUUGUCGGCUUGGACAUCUCUCCGGAGGAACACCGUUACCUCUUCUAUCAGCGCCCUCAGUCCGAAUGGCGAGCUCUGGGGGAACAGAUUGUGGCGACUCAGCUGCAGCACCUCAGGCAGUUCCACGCUCUCGUGGGGGAGAAGGCCGCAGCAGACAGGCUCUCGUUCGAGGCGGCGCCUCCGUCUGUAGAGUUUCUUCAUCUUGCUCUCGGGGGUUCUCUUCCUCAAACCUCUUUCUCAGUUCCGCAGGAGACUCUCCAGACGCCCUCGCUGGGCGCUCUCGGCGCUCCUCCGGCUAUGAACAAAGCAGAAAUCAACCGAGAAGUUAGCAACCUGGAAAGUCUGGGAACGCCGGGAACCAGACGCGACGAAACAGACGCCAGAGGGGCCGCGUUUGCUGCGCCUCAAUUCGAACCCGGUAAAAUUCCGGACGUUCCUCCGCCGCGCGAACUUUGCUGAAAAUCUGUCGUUCAGCUCUGCGCGAAAAAGCAACGCAUUCCUGUAAAUUAGGUCAACGCAUGCACCAAGUCGACGGACUCUCUUCUGCUGUGACUUUGCCUGUCUAGCCUGCUCUCUGGUGGCGACCUUUCAGCGGUGGGAGAUACGUCGCGCAGCAACCUGUCCCCUCUGGUCGUCUUUCAGUUGGUGUCUCACGGGUCACUCUGCCGAGACUUUUUCGUCUCUUUCUCUGUACAGCUGUCUGUCUCUGAAUCCGUCCCCCUACGGGUCUCCAUGGCUUCGUAAUUCUCUUCUUUCUCCCUUUGGUUCUCUCUGAUACCGUUAUUCUUCUCCCUACCUGUUGCUUCCACUCUUUUUUUUCCGCUUCGCAUUGGAGUACCCUCUCUUCCCUUCCUCUCUUCGUUUCUCUCUGCAAAAUACAUACAGGGAAAUCGACGCAUACGCGUUCUGUGCAGUGUCUCGAACUCGAUGAGAGCCCAACACAAGCCUUCCCUUCCUCAGGCCUCUUGGAGGAUGUCUGCCUCCUCGUAUGCAAGAGAACAAGGGAACGCUCCGGCAGUGCGAUACGCUCGAGUGCAGUUCCGUUUCCUUUCCAUGCAGUGCUGCCUUUUUCGACCUGCGCAGCAAACUGAACUCGCGC